AUGCAAACUCCUGAAACACACAGAGUGGGGUGAGAGCCAUCAUGCCAGUCAAAAAACAGAAGAAGAAAGACAUGAAGAUCCAGUCAAAAGUUUGGACAUGCCAAGCUGUCUACCAAGUAGAGUGAUACUGUAGCAUCACAUGACCUGGCCACCUGACCUAAACCCAGCAGAGAUGGUUUUGGAGGAGUUUGACCAUAGAGUGAAGGAAAUGUGGCCAGUGAGUGUUCAGCAUAUAUGUGGGAGCUCCUUCAGGACAGCUGGAAAAGCAUCCCCAGGAGGCCACCUCAUGAAACUGGCGUAGUGGAGACAGUAGGGUCAGUCAGCCCCUGGAGCAAUUGGGGUUAAGGGCUCACUGAAGGGCCCAAUGGUGGAAUCACUCUGCCAACCCAGGGCUUUGAACCAGCAACCUUCUGAGUCCAACCCACAGAAUUGAACCCUUCCUAACAAAUAAAUUUUUUGGUUUAGUACAUUUUUGGUCAGUGCAAAAUUUCAUAUAUAUUAUUUUAUAGUUUUGAUGUUUAUAAUUAUUUUAAAAUCUAGGGAAUAGUAUAAAUAAACCUUUCUACAAGUAGACUGGUCCAAAAUUUUGACUGGUACUGUAGAUGAAACCAUAUGCUGCCAUUGAUGAAAAUGAAACGUGACAAAAUCAGCAACAAAUUAGUUGUGUCUUCACUGCAAACUCAGCUUAUUUAUAGUCCUUUAUCCACCCCAUUUUUAGGAUUUACUGCAAGCCAUCACAUAGAGCUGACUGCCUGGGUGCAUUGGUUCAGUCCCAUGGGAGGCUCAUGUGAGGGCUGACUAUUCAUCCAGCCUAAAGUGUUACGUUACUCCAGGAAUCGGAUUGCCUCAAACUCGCCUAGUAACCGGCUUCUGCAGGCACAUUAUAACCGUGAACCCCACCACUCGUGACCUGGCCCCUGUACUUCAUUCAGGUACGGCUGAGAGUUUGUCCUGUGUCCCCUAGGUCAUCCAGGGGACACCUGGAUGAAGGCAUCCAUCAUUGCACAUUAACGCCAAUGACUCUGCCAUAGGUGCUAACGGCUGCCUGUAUUAAACACCUAGAUCCUUUUCCUAGAUGGCAUUGCAAGACUUUGGUAGGGCUGGACCCAAGAGACUCUCCCUUCUAUAUUUAUUGCAGGUUUGGAUAGGCUGUAAGGCGUAGCCCGGACUGCCAAGCAGACGGAAGUGCUUCGGAUGGAUGGCAUCGUGCCCGUGAAACCCAGUCCACACGCUGUUUGUUCAGCAAAUGCUAAAACCGGAACGUGAGCAAAGUUGUGGGCGAAAAACAUAAACAAGCCCAGUGAGGGAACAAUGAGCAGCCCAAGUUCAGUAACACAUGCAAGGUCGUCUUCAUUAGGUGUCCUCUAUGAUAUUAUUAUCUCCAACUCGCAAUGGAGGACGAACGCCGUUUAGCAAGAAAGACUUGCUAGUUCUGACUAACCGGUUGAGUGGCUUUAGAUGGAACGUCUUGAUUGAAGGUGCCCGUUAAGACCCCAAUGUCAAUGCUUUGGGGAGAACUGAAUUUGGCCAACAAUUGGCCAAAAAAUCUGUGGCAAUAAAGGGGGGUGAGGGUGUGUGCAAGCUGGGCACCGAAAGUCAGCAAAAAGUCCGGCAGGCUGCCAAUGCGCGUUACGUGACGUCUCCAAAAGGCGCGCAGCUGCCUCUUGGCGCUUCUCGGAUUUCCAAGUCCGUUUACGUUGGGAGGGCAGGUCCGCUAUAAAAGCGAUCUGUUUCACGGCGGCGCUCAGCAUCCCGUCCGACAGCGCAAAAUCCUCAGGAGGAGGGCGAUCACUGGCAGCACGCCGUAGCGUGGCGUACCGGAAGCACUUCCAGAAUUUUCCCGCGUGUUCUUCAUUUAGCUACACAGGCUGAGCGCUCGCGAGUGAGGCUGUACUGUCGAAGGCAUGACGGCGCGGUUGGAUGACAUCAGACCGCGUACCGGGAUGGUCGUGGCCCUGGCCAGCAUCUUCCUGGUGUUCGGGUUCAUGUUCACCGUGUCGGGAGUUAAGGGCGAGACUCUGGGUGACGUCCCGCUCAUUGCCAUCGGGCCGGCCAUCUGCCUGCCGGGAGUGGCUGCCAUCUUCAUCGCCAAUGCGACCAAGGGUUGCACGGUGUCUCCCUUCCGAGACGGGUGGCUCUGUAAACGGGGACGGCCCAGAAGGGAGGAUGGUAGGAGCUGUGUGGAUCUGAAGGCACUCCACAGCUGCAAGAAGGCCCGUUCUGGUGAGGACUCUGUGUCCACCACCACGGUGGGCGAGACCAGCCAACUGGUUCGAGAUGUAGAGCGAGAUGAGGUCUUACGCUACCUACAGGACUGUUACCCUUCCAGCACCUUCCUUGAGACUUCAGACAAGUCGGGCUCCUAUGCCUUGGACCGGCUGUGCCCUAGCCAGGAAAGCACGCUCAACGAAGCCGCUCGCUACACCGCUGUGCAGGCGCCAUAUGACAGCAUUGUAGUGUCAUCACUCUACAAGAGCAACUCCUACGGGUCCUACUGCUGCUACAUCCCUCCGCGGGACUUCAGCUGGGACGUGGAGACCGUGGUCUGA
Molecule: messenger RNA, 2549 nt
Organism: Paramormyrops kingsleyae
Lineage: Eukaryota; Metazoa; Chordata; Actinopteri; Osteoglossiformes; Mormyridae
Product: transmembrane protein 215
Source: RefSeq, a predicted model, not a curated record